Molecule: messenger RNA, 2061 nt
Organism: Colletotrichum destructivum
Lineage: Eukaryota; Fungi; Ascomycota; Sordariomycetes; Glomerellales; Glomerellaceae
Product: Putative cytochrome P450
Exons: 2
Coding region: 158-1783 (541 amino acids)
Molecular function (GO): oxidoreductase activity, acting on paired donors, with incorporation or reduction of molecular oxygen; iron ion binding; monooxygenase activity
Source: RefSeq, a predicted model, not a curated record
UCGACUCUUCUCCGCUGUACACCCAGGUCUGCAGGUCUAGGUCCAUUUCCCCUUCGCCGCCUGUACACUAAACAAACUCCUUCCGGCUACUCACUCACUCACUUCACUCACUCACUCGCGAGUCGGACGCGGAAAACCCACACAACAACCGACCGCCAUGGCGCUGCUCUCGUCGACGGCGCUCCUCUACGCCGUCCCGGCCCUGGUGGCUUACUACCUCAUCUCGUCCUACCUCGACCGUCGCCGCCUCCAGCAGUUCGCCAAGGCCAACGGCGCGACGUUCCCCAGAUAUGUGCCCACCAAGCUGCCCCUGGGCAUCGACUUUGUCUGGCGCGCCAUCACCACGACGCGCAAGGGCGGCGACCUCCUCGACGACGUCGUCGGCGCCAACUACGACGCCAACGGCACCACCUUCUCCAUGCCGGGCUUCUUCGGCCCCUCCGAGGUGUACACCAUCGACCCGGCCAACAUCCAGGCCGUGCUGGCCAACAAGUUCAAGGACUUUGACCUCGGCGAGAGGAGGAUCAAGCAGUUCAAGCCGCUGCUGGGCAACAGCAUCUUCACCGCCGACGGCGCCUUCUGGGAGCACUCGCGCGCCCUCUUCCGCCCGCAGUUCUCGCGCGACCAGAUCAACGACCUCGACAAGACCGAGGCCGCCGUGCAGGCCCUGUUCAGGGCGCUGCCGUCGGUCGGCGUCAUGGGCGACGGCGGCGACACCGUGACCGUCGACAUCAUGCCCAUGCUCUUCCGCUUCACGCUCGACACGGCCACGGGCUUUCUCUUUGGCGAGAGCGUCGAGUCGCAGACGGCCGCCGCCACGGGCAUCUCGUCGACGACGAGCGCCGCGACCGCCAUGGCGGUCGACCAGGGCAGCGGCAGCGACAACGACAUGAGUUUCGCCGACGCCUUCCACGAGGCCCAGGACUGGAUCACGAUGCGCGUGCGCCUCCAGGGCCUGUACUGGCUCGCGCCGAGCGCCACGGGCAAGAAGGCGGCGGACUACAUGAGGCGGUACACCGACCACUACGUCCGCCUCGCCCUCAGCUCGGCCAAGCCGCCGGCGCCCGAGAAGGAGGGCGGCGAGGCCGGGUACAGCCUGCUGGACACGCUGGCGACGCAGACGCGCGACGAGGACGAGCUGAGGGACCAGCUGCUGGGCCUGCUGCUCGCGGGACGGGACACGACGGCGUCGCUGCUGGCGUGGGUGCUGCUGCUCCUGGCGCAGCACCCGGCCGUCUUUGACCGGCUCCGGGCCGAGGUCGUCGAGGCCUUUGGCGAGUACGAUGCCGAGGGCGGCGACACGUCGCACAUCGACUUCGCCUCGCUCAAGGCGUCCAAGUACCUGCAGUUCGUGCUGCGCGAGACGCUGCGCGUGUACAACGUGGUGCCGCUCAACCUGCGCAUCGCGGCGCGCGACACGGUGCUCCCGCGCGGCGGCGGCGCCAACGGCCAGCAGCCCAUCGUCGUGCGCAAGGGCCAGACGGUCAACUUCUCGCCCUACCUGCUGCACCGCCGCGAGGACGUGUGGGAGGCCGCCAUGGAGUUCAAGCCCGAGAGGUGGGAGGGCGUCCGGCUCGACUGGAACUACGUGCCCUUCAGCGGCGGGCCGCGCAUCUGUCUCGGACAGCAAUUUGCUUUGACCGAGGCCGCGUAUCUGCUCGUCAGGUUGCUGCAGAGGUUCAAGUCCAUGGAGUGGCUGGGCCCCCAGGGGAAGCCGAGGAAGGACGUCCACUUCACGAUGGCGCCGAGGGACGGCGUCCACGUCAAGUUUCAGUAUGCGUAGUCUUUUCUCGUUUCGUCUUCUCAUAGGUUAUCGAAAAGAAUCGAGACGGGGCGCCUGGUGACCAAAGGCCGAGUGAGUUGUUCGUCUGCCUGCUCUUGACUGGGGACAGCUUGGUUUGCGCGGCCAGUAUGUGUUAUCGGAAUGUCCAGGGGCUCUGGGGCGUGUCUGAAUUCUCGUGUUUUAUAUAAGACGGCUUGCUCUAUCGAGAUCACAACGACAUUCCAAAGUGAAUGCCGGAAGGUCUAUCACAUACUAUCAACCAGAAGACCUUCGUAGAC